Messenger RNA from Hyalella azteca, 1162 nucleotides. RefSeq names its product charged multivesicular body protein 6-A-like. NCBI's taxonomy places the organism in Eukaryota, Metazoa, Arthropoda, Malacostraca, Amphipoda, Hyalellidae. Gene Ontology annotation, cellular component: multivesicular body; ESCRT III complex. The record is from RefSeq and is a predicted model, not a curated record. The transcript has 6 exons. Bases 146 to 796 code for a protein of 216 amino acids. Gene Ontology annotation, biological process: vesicle budding from membrane; late endosome to vacuole transport via multivesicular body sorting pathway.
UCAUGCUUCAAAGUUCAACUCAUGUUUCUUUGUUUCAGGUGCUCAGUUUAUCAUCUUGAACUGGAUUUGUAUCUGGAAUAUCACUUAAUCGAGCUUCAAGACUUAGGUACUUUCUUUGGUUCUUGCAUAGUUUGAGUCUCUCAUCAUGGGCCAUCUUUUCUCUAAGAAGAAACGAAGCAGUGUGACCGAGCAAGACCGAGCUGUACUGCAAUUGAAGACAACCAGAGACAAAAUUCGACAAUACCAGAAGAGAUCAGAAGCUCUGCUUGAAAAAGACAGAGAGCUUGCCAAAAAACUUUUAUUGGCACACAAAAAAGAGAGAGCAAAAUUACUCCUAAGGAAAAAACGCUUCAUUGAAGAUCAGCUGCAGAGAACGGAUGGCCAACUCGAGAACAUUGAAAGAAUGAUUCAGGACCUGGAGUUUGCCCAAAUUGAAAUUAAGGUUGUUGACAGCUUACGGGAUGGUAAUGAGGCCCUGAAAGAAGUGAACAAGCUCCUCAGCAUUGAUGACAUAGAAAGGAUAUUAGAAGAAACUAAAGAGGGUGCAGAAAAACAAGAGGAGAUCAGUGCCCUUCUAUGUGGAUUUGCUGCAGCGACAGGGCUUACAGAAGACGAGCUGGAUGCAGAACUUGAUGCUCUACUGCAGCAGGACUCCUCUGGCGACAAGAUACCUGAGCUGCCUUCUGUUCCUGAAGAGCAACUGCCCGAUGUGCCGCAAGAGGAGCCUAGUGCUGCAGCGGCCAAGUCUAGACCUCAGAAGUCACCACAGAAGAGGACAGCUGUGGAGGCCUCGUGAACAUAUUGCCUUAGGCUUCUGUUUACUUAUUAACUUAUUGCUGACUACAUUGUUUUGUUGAGAUCAGAAAAAGCUGGGCUUCCUUGUUAGAAAGUGCCUCCUACACAGGCUAUUCCUUUGAAAAUAAGAUAACUGUCAACGUGACAAGAUUAGAGACGUUUUGCCACAUAAAGUCCAUUGAAGUCAAAUAUCGCCUUGAAAUGUUUGUGGUAUCCCUUUUUGAAAUUUUUUCGAAAUGACUAUUUUAAUCGCUAUUUGCAUUUUUUAAUUUUAUUCCAGAUCUGCUAUUAUUGCUAACGGCAUCAUUAUUUGACUUUUAAAAUGGUACCAUCCUUUUCAAUGAAUUUUCUUUGUUAAGUGAUGUUU